GCCCAGAAAACUUCUCUCUUGUUCGCCUGCUUACGUCCGCACGACGCGACAAUGGGAGCUCUCUUCUCCUGCUUCUCUUCCGCUGCGCCGGCGAAGACGAAGAGGAGGCGGCUCAGCAUCUCCUCCUCCCCUCCGCCGCCUCCCGGCAUGGCCAUCCCUCCCUUUGGGUUGAGCAGAGACCGGUCGGGGAGGAAGGAGCGGGGCAGGGAGGGCCUGACCCACGAGCAGGAGCAGGCCCUCGCGGCGGCGGCGAAGACCGCGGCCUCGUUGCUCCUCCGCCAGAACGGCGGGGCGGAGGCUGUGGCGGAGGUGCUGUUGGACCGGUCCUCCUCCGUCCGCGACCCGCCUCCCGCCGGGAAGAAGAGGCAGGCGCUGCCGAGGAGCUCCAGCUCCCGGCCCCGCUCCCUCGCCGAUCCCCUCGUCCAAGUUCAGCAGCUCGUCAAUCAGGAUGUAAAGAUUGAUGAUUUGGAGACCAAUCACUUUGUUCUUGUCCAUGGAGGUGGCUUUGGUGCUUGGUGUUGGUAUAAAACUAUUGCACUUCUAAAAGAUGCUGGAUUUAAAGCCACUGCCAUAGACCUGACAGGUUCUGGAACUCAUGCUUUUGAUCCAAACAAUGUUACAAGUCUUUCCCAGUAUGUAAUGCCACUUACAAGUUUCCUUGAGAAGCUCAGUGAUGGGGAGAAGGUUAUUUUGGUGGGACAUGAUUUUGGUGGUACCUGCAUAUCAUAUGCAAUGGAAGCGUUUACAUCUAAGGUUGCCAAAGCUGUUUUUGUUUCUGCAGCUAUGUUGACAAAUGGUCAGAGUGCUGCAGAUAUGUUUUCUCAACAGGCACGCUCAAAUGAUUUGCUGCAACGAGCCCAGAUAUUUUUGUAUGCUAAUGGAAAUGACAAUCCUCCUACUGCUGUCGACUAUGACAAGUCACUGUUACAAGACCUAUUCUUCAAUGGAAGUCCUGCUAAGGAUGUUGUAUUGGCUUCAGUUUCUAUGAGGCCAGUCCCCUUUGCACCAGUGUUGGAGAAGCUCUCACUUUCAGCGAAGAACCAUGAUUCAAUUAGGAGAUACUAUAUAGAGACCACUGAGGACAAUGCACUGCCCCUUUCCCUACAACAGAGCAUGUGCAGUUUGAAUCCUCCAGAGUGGGUUUUCCAGCUAAAAGGAGCAGAUCAUUCACCAUUUCUUUCGAAGCCUCAAGCGCUGCACAAGUACUUGGUGGAGAUCGCAAAAAUUUCCUCCUGAAGCACAUUGAACUGUUUCUGGAAGGAUGCACAUGACUAAUCUAUUGCUCCACUCAUGGCCAUGCACAUGAUGCAGAUGCAUGCAUGCGCCAUUUACCUUAGUCCAUUAUUCGGAGAUACAUGCAUAUUGUGAGUGGCCCUGGCUUGUUGCAUCCUUCUUUAGCCUCAUAAUGGAUAUGGCAAUCUGAGAGUGGCCCUGGCUUGUUGUAUCCUUUUUUAGCCUCAUAAUGGAUAUGGCAAUUUUAGUUCUCAGCAUCAUCACAAGCUUGCUGAUACCUGCUAAACCACCUGCGAUUAUGGUUCCAGAUUGGCUAUUUGAACCAUUUUCUUUGGUGGUGCUUUUUUCAGAUAUUUUUGUUGUGAGGCUGUAAGCUCAGUUUUGUCAAUAUGGUGCCAUGUGAGAUCAUUUUAUUGGUGUGCUUCUCAGAUAUCAGCAAGACUAUUGAGGGGUUGGUGGAUUCUGCCUUCAGUUAAGAUGAAGGGAAGCUGAUGUUUUUGUGAUUGAUGUAGUUAUCAAGUUCUACCACUUCAAAAACUUUUGUUUCCCUGUGGAUAAAAGUAGGAAAAAAAUGUAAUAGGAAAAAAAAUGCACCAAGUGGAAUAUGAGUAAAAAAAAUUGUUCAUCAAGUUCAAUAUUUGAUGGAUUACAAAAGAGUGCAUCUAGUGUUUGUGGUGAUUAUGUCUAUUGUUUACAUGGUAUUUGACUUCUAA
Molecule: messenger RNA, 1946 nt
Organism: Elaeis guineensis (African oil palm)
Lineage: Eukaryota; Viridiplantae; Streptophyta; Magnoliopsida; Arecales; Arecaceae
Product: putative methylesterase 11, chloroplastic
Biological process (GO): salicylic acid metabolic process; jasmonic acid metabolic process
Molecular function (GO): methyl indole-3-acetate esterase activity; methyl salicylate esterase activity; methyl jasmonate esterase activity
Source: RefSeq, a predicted model, not a curated record